GCUCCUAUAAAUGCAGCCAGAGUGCAGCAAGAGACCAGAUCCGCUGCACUGCCGAGAGUAAAAUCAACGCUGUAGGAUGCAGAGCCCUCCCAAGCCCCAGUUUGCCAGCUGGCUCAUAGAGCAAGUGGAAACGGGCCAAUAUCCUGGCCUGUGCUUUGUGGGUCCAAACAAGUUCAGAGUGCCGUGGAAGCACAAUUCCAGAAAGGACUGCAACGAUGAGGACAGCAAAAUAUUCCGGGCCUGGGCAGUAGCGAGUGGAAAAAUUAACGAGUUUCCCACUGACAAGGCCAGGUGGAAAACCAACUUCCGCUGUGCCCUGAACAACCUUUCUGUGCGCUUCAAGAUGGUGCAAGAUAAUUCCAAGAAUUCGGACGACCCUCAUAAAAUCUAUGAGAUCAUCAACACUGAGUAUAACUAUGAAGGUCUGCCAACACAGAACUCUCAGGAGGAUUCUGACAUGAUUCCAGAUAUCUUCGCUCCGGCAGAGUACUUCCCCUCAGGAAACGAGUCCAAUCUUCUGAACAACUUCAGGGCCUUGGAUCUCGACAGCCGUCCAGCAGAUGAGCAGACGUGGGCAGAGAACUAUGCCCCGCGCAACCCAGUCGUCCUUGAAAACUACCCCGCUGCAGCUGAGAACCUCCCACAGCUUUUACCCGAACAGUCGCCCUACUGCAUGGCAAACCCUGCCCCGGACAUCAGCUCACUCCCGCAGCCGAGUAUUUACGACCUGGAGAUCUCCAUCCACUACAGGAAAAGAGAAAUGCUAAAGAUGACGCUGAGCACUGCCAGGCUCCAGCUCCACUACUCCCAUGAGGCCCCGGAGCUCAACGCCCAUCAGAUCUGUUUCCCCUCCACCGACGGUCUGCUGGACCACAAACAGAUCGAGUACACCAACCGCAUACUGAACAGCAUCCAGAGAGGUCUGCUCCUGGAGGUGCGAGACACUGGUAUCUACGCCUGGAGGCAGGACCGGUGCCAUGUGUUCGCCAGCACCAGCGACCCCAGCAAGGCCGAGGCAAACCCCACAAAGCUGCCCCAAAACACCACGAUAGAGCUCCUGAGCUUUGAGAAGUAUGUGAAUGAGCUUCGAGAGUUUAAAGAGAACAACGGCGGCUCUCCCAACUACACCAUCAACAUGUGCUUCGGAGAGAAGUUCCCUGAUGGAAAACCUCUGGAGAAGAAGCUUAUUGCAGUGAAGGUGGUUCCUUUAAUCUGCAGACAUUUCCACGAGUUGGCCCAGAUGGAGGGAGCUUCAUCUCUUCACAGCGCUAACGUCAGCCUGCAGAUCUCACACAACAGCUUCUUAGAUCUCAUCAACUCUUUAUUUGCUCUGCCCACAACCGUGGAGCCGCUGCAGGCAGUGGAACCCUCCUUCCUUGAUCACAUUUGAUCCCCCACCUGCCACUCAGGGGGACUAUUGAACUACCUACAGGGUGAUGUUCCUGCUCUAUUCCAAAACUGCCACACAAACAAUAUUAGACAAUAGAGUGAUCAGCUGAAUGUAUUACUGUAGAUAAAGCAGGACUGUAUAGACUUAUGUAUAUAACAUCACCCUCCUGUUUCUCUCCUUUUCACAUUAGUCAUAAAACUGACACUUCUAUCACUACAUGGCUGCAAACGGGCUUCUGUGCUAUCAAACUGUUACACGACUUAAAGUCAAACAUUGCUUCAGAACAAAUCAUAUACAAUUAUUGUGAAUGUCAAAUUAUUUUCUAAUAUAACGUAUGGUUCAGUUAUUAUUGUUAUUAACCAAAUGACGUGUAACAUGAUGACAAAUCCGUUCUGUUCAUUUCUGGCUUAUUGAUCAGAUAUUUGUAUAUUUAUGAAGUUGUUGUUUUUUUACGUGUCAUACGGCUACAUGUGUGUGGUAAAUAUUCUUUUACACUUUUUCUACUCUGCUGGUCAUCUUGCACUUUUAAUACUGAAUAAAUAUAACUUGCAUUAUUUCGA
Messenger RNA from Stegastes partitus (bicolor damselfish), 1950 nucleotides. It is a transcript of the gene irf7, whose product is annotated as interferon regulatory factor 7. NCBI's taxonomy places the organism in Eukaryota, Metazoa, Chordata, Actinopteri, Pomacentridae. Gene Ontology annotation, molecular function: DNA-binding transcription factor activity, RNA polymerase II-specific; RNA polymerase II cis-regulatory region sequence-specific DNA binding; protein binding. The coding region runs from base 77 to 1390 and encodes 437 amino acids. Gene Ontology annotation, biological process: regulation of transcription by RNA polymerase II; immune system process. The record is from RefSeq and is a predicted model, not a curated record. The transcript is spliced from 10 exons. Gene Ontology annotation, cellular component: nucleus.